This is a messenger RNA of Ostrinia nubilalis (European corn borer), 807 nucleotides long. RefSeq lists its product as uncharacterized. The record is from RefSeq and is a predicted model, not a curated record. The coding region runs from base 1 to 807 and encodes 268 amino acids. The transcript is spliced from 7 exons. Lineage: Eukaryota; Metazoa; Arthropoda; Insecta; Lepidoptera; Crambidae.
AUGGAUUACAACUACGAGGAGGAGGACACCAGUGACGUAGACCGGGAACUAAGGCCGGUGGCCCGGCGGACGGCCAAGCACAUAGCGGCCGGCGAGGAGAGGCCCAGGAUCAACUCCAGUCAGCAGACCACACCCACUGAUGAAUGCCCUCCAGAUGUGUCCUUGGAAGAGGCUCAGACCGAGUUGUCAACAGCCCCGCAGACGAGCGAGGAAAGUGACACUGCUGAGAACGAAGGUCGGCUGUCGGCGGAAAGCUCGCCCAUGCGUCAGCGACGGGGGGGCAUCCUCAAGGGGGGCAGGUUAUGGAAAUCACUGGAUAACGACAAGGAGCCUAACGAACAGAAUGACGACCAGCGUUCGACGACCACGGCCAGCGACGAAGAUGGUUCUGUCACUCCGCGCUCGGUGCGCUUCGUCGAACGCCAGGAGCAUUCAGAGGAGGACCCAGCUCAAACUCCAGCGCCCAAGUCCGAACCAGAACCGCCUCAGACAACGGACAACGAAACCAGCACGCAAAAGGACUACAGUACUAAUACAGCACACAGAUUAGAAACGCCGCUUAUCCUGACGAUCAACACGCCGAAAACCAAUUCGGCGGUGCAGCAACUGUUCAAUAGCGGCAGGCCGCCGCCGCCUGCCAUCGAGCCGCAGCUCGUCACUUCAGAGACGCUCAGGGCGUGGGACGCGGGAGUGAGGCCCAAGGCGGAGGACGCGGCCGUGCGGCGCGUGGCCGAGAGGAACGCGCUGCGAUGCUCGCUCCUGCGCAGCGAGGCGCGGAAGAAACAACAGCCCAAGGGUGUCCCGUAA